GUCUAAAAACCUUUCUUUUUCAUAUUUUCGUUCCUCUUUUUUUUAAAUUAAUUUUUCUCGGCGAAGGCUUUACAUUACUGUGUUACUUUUUAGCGACUGUUUCUUUUUUGUCGUGUCCUUGUGUGUUGGUUUCUGGCAACUUUGUUUGUUGUUUGUUCUUUACCUUAAAAUGAAACUGGUAUUUUCUUUUCUUUAACACCCUCUGAUGUAUGUUGUAAAACUUUUGAAACAGUGCCAGUUCCAGUUACAGUCCAAGGUUCUGUUUGCUUAGGGGCGUCAUCUACCAACAAACUUAGAGUUAGCGAUAUGAACUGUGGGAGAAGUGUGUCGAGGAUGGUCUUUUGGUGUUGUCUGAAGAAUUGUGCGUGUUCAGCUGCUGAACAUGCACUGGUCAUAAUCUGUGUCAGCAUAAACACGUGAAGGGGAUCACAUGAUUCGCACCUUAAUAAGUGUACAUACUUGUAAAGCACUCUACCUGCACAGCUUUGAGAAGAGAGCAGAUAGGUAUGAGACGUCAUGCUGCACGUUAGGAGAUAGCUGCAUGGUGUACACAGUUAUUGCUGUGGGAAUACGCUAGAGAAGGGUUCAGCCAGACCUGGGACAUCUCACCACCACGACAUCCUCCAGACGCACCUGCACCGCUCGCCCGCUGUCCAGCAAGUCCUACAAGAGUAUUUUACACCUACAUAGGCCAAUGACUAAACUUUGCCUGUCCUCCAUUUUCUUGAUUUACUCGGCCGAGUUUUAUAGUUCCAACUCCUUAAAAUGUCGGACUCUCCGGGAACAGACGUUAAAGACUCGCCACCCAGCGGGCCUUGCGACAAGAAGACCUUGUCGAAAGGCGCCCGCUCGCGGGCUGUGAAGUUGUCCGAGUCUGUGUCCUCCUCGUCGUCGUCGUCCGAUGCUGAUUCUGUCACGUCUGAUGUGUGGCUGAGUGACGCCAACGCCCUUCCGCCGGCUCCUGACGGAGGAUGGGGAUGGUUUGUGGUGCUGGGGGCCUUCCUGAUCAGCCUCAUCUGCGACGGCUGCGCUUUCUCCUUCGGCGUCAUGUACGUAUACUUGCUGGAAGAGUUCCAGCAGAGCAAGAGCGAGACGGCUUGGGUGGCCUCCAUCUUCUACUGCUUGUCCUUGCUGCUGGGGCCCCUGGCCAGCGCCCUGACCACACGCUUCGGCUGCCGCACCGUCACCUGCGUAGCGGGACUGGUAUCGUGUUUAGGCUUCGUCACCAGCUCCUUCGCCACGUCCGUCUCUACUUUGUAUUUCACCUUCGGUGUCAUCGUCGGCGCCGGCUUCUCCGUGUGCUAUGUCACUUCCGUCAUCACAGUGGCUUACUACUUCGAGAAGAGGCGCGCACUAGCCACAGGCUUGUCGGUAUGCGGCACGGGUAUCGGCACCUUCACCUUUGCGCCGCUGUGCGAGAUCCUGGUGGAGGCUUACGGCUGGCGCGGUACCUUCCUCAUCAUGGGCGGCAUCGCUCUGAACAUCACCGUCUGUGGGGCGCUCUUCCGGCCGCUAAAGUUCACGCCGGAGCAGCGGCGCCAACGGGCUCUGCACGCCUUCAACCGCCUGUCGCGUACCGUCUCCCGCCUCAGCAUCCCUUCCCGCCGCAGCCGUUUGCAGAGCACCAACUCGGAGAGCAGCAGCUGCUCCACGUCCGACAGCGAAGACGAGAUUCCCGAGGCUUUCUCAGAGAUCACGCUUCCGACGUACGUGCAAAUGGACGAGGAGAAGAUCCGAAUGUAUCUGGAGAAGUUGCCAGAGCUGCGCAAGUCUACUGCUGACCCCCAGGUCGUGCUGCAGCGCUUCUUCAAGAGCAAGAACUGCAAGGAGAAGUGUUCACCCAGCCAGACCACAUCCCCAAAAACCGACUCCGCCACCGUCACUGCCGCGGCGGCAGCCCGCAGGAGUCAGGGCGAUGUGUUUGUGGACGAGGACUCGACGGCCGACGGCGGUGCCAAGAGGAAGAAGAAGCGGAAGAACACCAAGUCCGACACGGAAAGCGUGCAGGAGGUCAGCCGAGUGCUGUCGGAGAAGUCCAUGCAGCUCUUGACGGACAAGCUGAUCGAGCAGUCCAACCAGGAGGCCAGAAAUCGUCACGGCCGAAAUCAUAAGCUCAAGUCCAGCACCAAGUCGGACAGCAAGCUGCUGUGCAAGAGUUCGUUGGUGAAUUCCGGCCCCGUGUUAGAGCGCUCCGUCUCACAGCGCAUGCCCAACGAAGUGCGGCGCAAACCUUUCCCCUCCAGCCGCUCCUCCGGCGCGCCACCAAUCGCCGCCACUUCCCAGAACGGCUCCACACCCGCCGCCGACAUCAACGUGCUGCCCCUCAACAAGCAUUCCACCUACCUGUUGCUGCACCGCAACGAUAUCUUCUUCCGCGGAUCGCGCUCCAACGCUCUUGGGUAUUGGGCCACCAGCUGUCCGGAAUUGUCGCGCCUGCCGCUGGAAUCGGAGUCAGAGUCAGAGGAGGAGAGCUGCUGUGAGGUUUGCUGCCCGAGUUGCUGCUCGUGUCCGUGCCCGGCGGGGGUGCGGCAAGCCUGCAAGACGACCUUUGACCGACGGAUCUGGUGCCACCCGCUUUUCGCCCUCUUCGGUCUCUCCAACUUCUUGCAGUACUUCUGGGGCGACGUGCCCUACCUGUUUGCGGCGGACUUUGCCAUUUCCAGGGGUGUGCCGACUCAGCAGGCUACCUUCCUUAUUUCCGUGAUUGGAAUCGUCAACACUGUCGGGCAAGUCUUCUAUGGAUUCCUUGGCGACCACGACUGGAACCUGACUGUGAUAUACGGGGUGUCGUGCGUGGGGUCCGGGAUCGCCGUGUUACUACUGCCCACUACCAGCAGUUACUGGCUGAUGGCCGUGCUGUGCGGCCUGUACGGCUUCUUCGUGUCGGCUAACUACUCCCUCAUCACUGUCAUGCUGGUGGAGUACCUGGGGCUGGACAAGCUGGCCCACUCCUACGGACUCAUCAUGAUGAUCCAAGGCAUGGCAAACCUCGGGGGCCCACCUCUUGCAGGAUGGAUGGUGGAUGAAACCGGUGGCUAUAAUGUGGCGUUUCCGGUGGCCGGAGGGUUCAUCAUUUUAUCUGGCUUCAUCGUGUUUCUCCUUUUCGCCGUCCGCCUUUGUGGCCGCCUUUGUCGCUGUUGCAGACUUCGCCGAAUUCGUCGCCCAGCGCCGUCAAGAGAGAAGAAAGAAAACACUACCAACGCCAACAACAACAACGCCUGGAUAGGGGGGACGCCGAGGAAGGAACAGGCGAUGGUUUGAUCGCGCUGCUGACGUAACAGUGCACGCACUCUUACACUGACACACACACGAGAACACCCACACAGCUCAACCCCUUCUCCACUUCUUGGGUCGUGCGAACCAGGACGCUUUCAACGGAUGCUAGUUUAGAUCUUGGUAAUAAUGCAUUCCAUGUUUUUGUUUUUCAAUUAUUGUAACAAGUGUGUAAAUUCCUAUGGUUAUUUUACUCAUAUUUAAAAAUAUUAUCUGUCUACUGUUGUUGUUUAAAGCAUUAGCAGAAUAAGUUCUGCGCUUGUCGCUUCUAUAGACUUUUUUUUAAUUACUGAGACAAGUGAUGUUGACUAAGACCUAAACUGGGGAAAAUUUAUGCAGAACGCUGAUGUUCUUUGUCGUGAACGGUCUCUGCACUCUCAGACGCUUCGGUAGUCUGAAUCGAAUAUGAGUAUGCCAGUAUGGUUUUAUGCACUUAUGCUUCCUCCUAUGUGUACCUGUGUGCAAAUUUUUCAGCAGCGUAAUCUGUGUGUGUGUGUGUCGUGGGCAAAGUGACUUAGAUAAAAUUUCUAUGUGCAGACGAGAAGCUAGUCACCUCGCCUGUCUUGGCAAAGCAGAUUCCAGAAAGAUUUGAGGUCGGUACCUGUACAUAUCAGAGGGCUAGCGGGCAGUUGGGACCUCACCUUAUCUGAAGAGGUGACACGGACGCUCAUUUGUUUAGCCUUUUCUCGAGCCACGAUGUCGCUUCCGCAUGGAUGCUAGGGUGGUCCGGAGGCGCAACGAUUAGCGCCUGUCGCCAAUACAGUGAAGGCUGGGUGUCCCGGGUACACUGUUUCUCUGCAUGUGACAUCUGUUUACAGGGCUGGCUACUUUGCCGUGAUAUAGCAUUAGUUGCUGGCUCGGCGUAAAAUACCAAUCUCCCCCUUGCCCGCAUGGAUGCCAGAACCUUAUAUCACAUUCCAUUCAGGCGGGUGUUUAGUGAUGUCGCUGCGACAGGCAGAGGUUUCUAGACCGCCAUGCACCUCUCUGUACAUCCGGCACUCACCUGGGCGUAUUUGCAGGAAAGACCCUCUUCGUCGAGUCGCUGCUAGAGUAACUGAGAAAAGUUUGUGAUAUGUCUUUGUAGAUGAUCUCUCUCCCUUCUCCAUUCCAUCUUUUUUCCUGAGUGAACAAAAUAGAACAAAACUAAACAUGGCCAAUACGCCUGCAGGUUUCGAUGUUGUGAUCGAAUUGUAAAGUUCACUGUAUAUAGCUUGAUGUUUGUUUCGAGGGCUGUGCAGUUCAGGUGGAGGAGCGUGAAAAUACGUGUGAUAUUUUUGUUUGUUUUGGUUGAAAUUACGCGCACAUUCUGUCAAGACCUGUCUCCGCCCAUUGUGCACUCGAACUAGGCAAGUGUUAAUUGCCUCUGUGUACUUAUCUCUUCUACACAAGAUUUCCGUGAUAGCAAUCGUUACGAACGCUGUUUCUGUAUAGCUCAGAGCAGAAGUUCGUUGCGGUUUUGCAACAGGGGAACUUAGUGUAUAGCAAAGGUAGAAAAGCGGAAGAGAAACGCGUUGAUAUCGAACAUUAAAGCUGUCUCCUACCCCGUCCGUCUUGGGCCAGAUUAACUUGGACAAGAUCGAAAAUAAAAAUGUAAAUUUCAAAUGUCUUCGUCUUAUCAACAUUCUUCCUCACACACCCCUCCCGAAAUCCCAGAAAUCCCGGGAAAAUAGUACAAAGGACGAAACUAUGAAGUUUUAUCCAACUCGAGGACAGGUGAAUCCACAGUCUCGACUGUGGCAUGAAUGGUGACGUCGCAUAGAUGGGUGAAGAAAUGACUGGGUCUGAAAUGAAGUUAGCAUUUGUGCUAUUAUAGCUUCACAGAACGGGCAGCGAAAGUGUCGGGAACUGUUUUUCUCCGCCCCCCCCUCACCUCCGAAAAAAAGCUUCUCUAAGUAUGGCAGACCUUUCAUAAAUUCUCCUAAAUGCAGCAGUUUUGUUCGUCCUCACCAGCACAUUAGGUAAGUCGCCGCAAGAGACGCACAUUUUGAUCAGUGAAAACUGAUUUCAGAUAUUUUCGUUGUUCGUUGGUCUGUUCAGUAAAUACUCAAGUGUAAGCUAACCGUUGCAACGCUGGGCUUUGAGGAUCCAUCCACACUUCUGUACACGUACAUUUAAGCAAUACAAACGAGUGGCGUAACAUAACGCGGCUGUAGAGCAUUCAGACCGCAGAAAAGGCUGGGACCAGGUGGUGGAAUCAUGUCUUGCGCAGCUAUGGUUGCUCCCAGAACCCAAACAUGGUCCUAAGAACUGGAGUGACUGAGAUGAUAGAGGAGUGACAGAAAACAAACACUUUCAACGCGGUGUGGGAGAUUUUGACGCCCAGUGGCGAUUGUGUGUAUGCGUGCGCGUACAUGUAACUUCUUGGCUGUCCGUGUUUUAGAAAGACAGGCAAUCACGCAGUACUGACUUUGCUUAUCCACUCAGUUUUCAAUUUUUCAAUGCAACAUCUCGGACUACCUCUGCUGAGUUAUCUAGUUCCUUAUCCAGCACAAGGCGUGUGUCCAAUUUGCGACCGUGCCUGGCAUCGGCAGGGAACUGAUGUUCCGCGUCUACUCGAUGUGGCACUGACGACGGCAGCGGUAUGAUUUUAAACGAUGGGAGCAGAGUGCGUGCGUAUCGCAGGGGCAAGGCGAAGAGGUCUACAGUGCUCAAGAAAUUAAAUAUUCCUACUGGCGAUGCUGCUCGUUAGCCAUUCAACUCCUUACUACGUGACUACACCGGGUGCCGUGCACCUCGCCACAGGACACUUCGCCAUGUUCUUUUGAAUACGCGCACACUUUCUCUUGUUUUCAUUUAGACCGCGCUCACUCCCCUGCUCCCCCGCCCCGACCCUUAACUUGCCAGCUGUGUCGCUAAACGACUUUGAAGCCUAGCCUGGCUAAGGGUGGAGCAACUUGCAUCAGUCCAAAAGGGCGGACGCGCAGACAGACGAAAGUGGUGUGAAACUGCACAUUGACUUUCUUUAAAGCCCUGGCAUAGUCGUUCUGUCUCUUGAUGUAAAAGUUAGGACAUUGUACAUUGUGCAUUGUGUAGUGUCUUCCCUUCACUCUCUGUGUGUGGGAGGAGGGAUUGGGGUGGGGGUGGACAUACUUUAGACCGUUUUGCCUAAACUGCAAUAGUUCUAUGAAGCUGUAUAUUGUAUAAUUGUAUUUGGAACAAUGGACGUGAUCAUAACGGAAUUCGAAAAUGUUAUCCGUUUGCAUAAAAAAAAGGAGACAAAUUUUGUCUCUGCCUGAUUUUUCUCCUAUUGAACUUCAAAAAGAUAGCAACGUUUUAAGUUCGCAGUACCAAUACAAAGGACGCAAGACUUCUAAUGUCGACACUCCCUGCUUUACUGUAGUUAACCCCCUUACACUAGCUUUCUUCGCUUGAAACCAGAACUCAAAUACCUAAAUAUUGCGUUUCUGGAUGUCAAGGAACCAGGGAAACUUUUCGUAGUUGUUGCAUCUGCACUGUAGACGCGACCUUGGUCGUUUACACCUGAGACGUGCCCUAGAAUCUCAAGAACAAUGGCCGAGCGAAAAGCUUUUAGCUGCCCAAGCAUAUGAUCAUCCAGGAGAUAAAGAGUCAUGUAAACAGAGCUGAUAUUUUUUGGGGGAAAAGAAGAGCUGCUAGUGAUAGAUAUAUUUUAACAUGUAGAUUAAAAAAAAUUAUUGUUGUUGGUUGUCAGACAAAGCGUGUAGUUUGAGUGUCCUGAUAUAUUGCGUGUGAAACUCCAGUAUGUCUAGAUCGAGAUGAUUAUGGUUGGUUCAUUCUACACGCCUCGACAAAGAUGCCGAAGGAUCUUUUAGAGUGUAUGUAGAAUAUGCGACUAGGACGUCUCGUACCAUUUGGAAAUCAUUGUCACAUAUUCGACAAUAUGCAUCCUGUUUAGAAGACUCAUCAGCCUCUUUCUCUAGGCUCUUAUAUAAAAAAAAAUCUGAUACAUUUUAUGAUGCAUAGUUAUUGGAUGAUCUCAUUUGGUUCAUAGAUUAUGCAUUUCAUACCAAAAUUAUGUGCUUAUUUGAAAAGAAAAAUCACUUCGUCAGACCAGCUCGUGUGGUACCAAAUUUUAGUCAUGGGACAUUUUAUAUGCCUGUGUAAUUUUCGCAAUAAGCGAGGGUUACCAAGGCUUUCAUUUUUCUUUGAAAUAAUGUGUCUUUAUGCAAAGUUAAGCUUUUUUUUUUUUUAGGUCAGCACAACAACGAAUAAUGCCAUCAUCUAUCAUGUAUUUGUAUUUUCACCCUGCUACCGUGCUGUCAUGCCGCUUGACGUUCGGUCGCUCCGUGGCUAAACACUCCUUUUUUUCAGACAGGGUUAUUUACGGAGCAAAGGUCAAGAACUCAGCGAAAGCAAACAAAGGGAGGCUUAGUUACCGCACCAGUCAGACGAGUCUAAGUGUUUUAACUCAGUUUGGUCAGUAUUCCUGAUCUUCUUUCCAAGAGGAACUUAUACCAUUUGCGUCCAGCAAUAAAACCACUCAUUUACCCCUCCGGUAUCCAUCCACACCCCGAGAAGUAGACAUACUGACUGCUCCGCCUGUCAUGACGCUUUAGCCAUCAGCGAAUGGUUUGUAUCUUUUAAGUCAGAUUGGCGGACAGUACUGGAAGUCGAAAUUACAAUAUAUGUUCCACCGCUCUUUUCAACAACAGUUACUUUUUUUUUUAUGGAAACACUUUUAACAUUUACAGCACAAUAUUGCUUGAAAUCUCAUUGCCGAAAGUAUAUUCCUCUUUGAUGCCCCGUGUACUGCAACUCUUUUUUUUUUAUUAAUGUCUGCUUCAUAUUAUCAUAUAUUCCGGGGCUUGCUGGCGAACUCGCAGAAUGUCCUGUUCAUUUUGAAAUAUGUCAUGAAGACUUUUUUUAAAAAAAGCAAGCAUCAUAGUCUUUAAUUGGCAUUUGUGACUGUUGUGUCCAGUUCACACGAAAAAUAUUUAUUAUACAACCCUCUCUAGUCAGAAUUUUAAAGUUUCCUUUUGCAAUAAAAUAAAUUUCAGCCAGAAUUUUUUUUAAGCGAAGGACAGUCUUCGAGAAUUGUUCCGCUUUCGAUCUUGGGGGAAAAUCAACCUUCUGGCUUGUCUGAUAAUUAUUUGUUUGCUUUUUAAAGCUACUUUUAUGCUUUCGUGCCUUGUAUUUUUCUCGACUUUUAUUUAUAAUUAUUUGUAAACUACUUGACUUUUUUUUUGGUCUGGUUUGGUCAUGUAAGGAGUGUUGACGCUUAAAAAAAAAACUUUCCUACUUUUCAGACGCGCCCAGUCAGUGGUUUCUCUCCUUUUAUUAUCACCCUUUAUUAUCCGUAAAUGCACAGUGGGCCACUGCCUUUGAGAUUGAUUUCUUUAGGCCUAAUAAUUUUUAAAACUCAAGACAUCUUUGUGUUAAACAAAAUUUAAGUGUCUCUUGCCAGAAUAACAGUUUCAAAUCCUGAACUAAUAAUCAAGGUCAUGCGUGUUUGUGAAAGAGAACAAUGUGAAAUGCUGUUGAUGCACUAACAGUAAUUGAUAGUAAUUGUUAUGUGUCUCUGUAAUCUUGUUGAGCAAGUGUGUAGAAAUAUGGUUUGAACCCUAUAAUACUUAACUAUGUAGCAUUUUAUAAAAAAAAGUACUAUGGUUGUUAUCGUUGUAUUAAACUAUAGUCAUGUAUGAAUUUCAUAAUCAUAGUAAACUUAUUGAGUCUCGCUUUUUUGAUAACAGAUUGAUUAACUAAUUUUCACUUGUUUAAGUCCAGCUGAAAUGCCAGUAAUUCACGUGUUACAAUUUGUUGAGAUUGCACGAUGAGAGCUGACGUCAGCGUAAGUCUGUCGGUUUUUCUUGCUAAAACUGUGAAUGCCAGGGAGCGAGUACCGUGCUGUCUUUGUGACUUCAGAGCGAAUUUAGCAUGACAAGAUUUCCCGUUAUAAGGGAGCGAGGUCCGUGCCGUCUGAAGUGAUGUUAGUGUGGUGAGAUGUCCCGUUAUAAGGGAGCUCUCUCCGUGCAGUCUUUUGUGAGGUCAGAGCGAGUUUAAUGUGGUGAGAUGUCCUGUUAUAAUGAAGCUCUUUUGUGCCGUCUUUUGUAAACGCGACAUUAGCGUGACGAGAUUUCCCGUUGUAAGGGAGCGAGUUCCGUGCCGUCUUCUUAUGAGGUCAGAACGAGGUUAUUGUGAUGAGAUUUCCCGUCAUAAGGGUAUUGUGAGGUCAGAACGAUGUUAGUGUGAUGACAGUCCCCGUUAUAAGGAUAUUGUGUUUGUGAGGUCGGAGCGAGGCUAGCUUGGCGUGAUUUCCCUUUAUAAGGUCAUUGUUUUCAUUUCCGUUCUCGUGAUGCAGCUCCUCCACCUUCUCCUCCAAAGUAUUGAUGGUUAGCAAGUAAGGAAUCCAAAAAGCGAAGCAAAGCAUUUGAUUUUCUUGAUGGUGAGUUGUGUUUAAAUAUUGUGGAGGAAGAGUUGUCGCAGUAUAUUUUAAGUCCAUUUUCACCUAAUCUACCGAGGAAAACGUGGAAAUCUCCUGACGGGGUGGUCUUUGAGACACACAUGCGUGCCAUAUAACGGAGCAGGCUCACUGUGGAUGUGAUGAGAAUGUCUCCACUGCUGAAUGGCAAGGCUGGCUGCAUGAAACAGGUGGCUCUGGGCCCCCUUCCCAUUAUCCCUAUAGAUGCCACAAUUUUUAAGCAGCUAAACUCUCGUUCUAGACAAAAAAACAAAAAAAAAAAAAUGGCAUAUGGAGAUGAAACGGCAGAUCUGUGAAGGUGAACUUGGGGAUAGGGAAAGAAGUGGGGAAUUGGGGUGGGAUGUAUUCGUGCAGCCUGUGAUGCUGGCACCCGAUGUAGCGAGAGGAGGUAUGAAGGGUCGAGCACCAUAAGGGAUCGUCUCUCUGGGAAAAGGAAGAUUUUGUUUCAGCAUAUUCGUACAUGGGAACAGUCGGUAUUUUUUUCUCUUUGUUUUCCUUAUUGCGCUCUGUAGCAGCUUUGUGAAUCUGACUGAUUUGCCUACAGUGGCCAAUUUAGUUUCGGUUCAUUGACCUAUUUUGUAUUGGCACAUGCAGCUUUGGAAGCAGUCUUACAGCAAUUGUGGAUUUUUGUUCAUUCGAAUUUUUUUCUAAACUUUGUUUUGAGAAUUUAAUUGAAUGCUUUUAUGCAAAGUUAUAUGGAUGAAUUUGAACUGGUUGUUAAUACUUGCCGUAGGAAAGCAAACUCAAAAUGUUUUGAUUGUAGAAAUCUCGUCGUCCGGAUCUUUAUGGGCUGAAAUUCAAGUCGAGUCUGUAAUCUGCUUACAGGCUGGUCAAGAUCGAUAACCUUUGUCCUGCAUGCCAAAGCGUGUGUACCUGUUAUGGGCGGGAAGGGUGGGAGGAGUUGAGAAGGACACCCUAUGGCAAUAACGAUGGGCGCAGGCAGGGUAAAGAUUAUCGGCUUCACCGGCCUGUAUUGGGGGCACAAGCUCGGCAAGAAUUCCAGCCCUGUUCUUUUCCUUAUGCAGCAAUAUGUUUUAGUGACAUUUACGUUGAAGGGCAUUUUUGUGAUGCCAGUUAAUGCUGUGUGGGUGACAUGAAUACCCAAAUAUCAUGUUUGUUUUAUAUUUCAGUAUUCCAUGUAACAAAAAACAGGUAACUUGAAAAUAAACCGUUUUUCAGUG
Messenger RNA from Pomacea canaliculata, 10851 nucleotides. RefSeq lists its product as uncharacterized. The record is from RefSeq and is a predicted model, not a curated record. NCBI's taxonomy places the organism in Eukaryota, Metazoa, Mollusca, Gastropoda, Architaenioglossa, Ampullariidae. The coding region runs from base 766 to 3261 and encodes 831 amino acids. The transcript has 4 exons. Gene Ontology annotation, biological process: transmembrane transport; monocarboxylic acid transport. Gene Ontology annotation, molecular function: monocarboxylic acid transmembrane transporter activity.